UAUCACCACCAGCACCACCAGCACUACCGCCACCUCUGUAUUAAGUUCCACACUUACCUAAUAAUCUCAACACCAUAUACCACCACAAUGUCCCCCACACCACCCAAAAUAACCCUCUACCGCGGCUUCCCCAGCACAACAAUCUACACCUGGUCGCCCUUCGUCACGAAACUCGAAGCCCGGUUACGCUUCUCGGGGAUUUCAUACACCACUGAACCCGGAUCCGUUCGUGCCGCGCCGAAGGGGAAAAUACCCUACAUAGCUAUUCAGAAUGCGUCUGGGGCGGUAGACACGAUGGCGGAUUCGACAUUAAUCACGCAGAGGUUUAUUGAGGAGGGGGUGGUUAGCGAUUUAAAUGCGAAGUUGGGUGCCAAGGAUAAGGUACUGGAUAUGGGCAUUAGGGCGUUGUUGGAGGAGAGGGCGUAUUUUUUGCAGAGCCACGAGAAAUGGAUCGAUAAUUACUACACCAUGCGCAGCCACAUCCUCGCUUCACUACCGUAUCCAGCUCAGGUCAUUGUUGGCUAUCUGAUCUAUCGAAAACAAGUCCAGAUGUUACACGGACAUGGUAUAUCCCGAUUCUCAGAUGCAGAGCGGAGGGAAUUCAAGAGGGAGAUCUGGGCGGAAAUUAAUGCAUUGCUUGUUGAGGCGAGAGCGAAGCGAGGGGGUGAUGACGGACCUUUUUGGGUCUUGGGUGGUGACGGGCCGAGUGAGGCAGAUGCCACCUUGUUUGGGUUUGUGGUGGGGGCGUUGAUAUGUACUGCGUGUCCUGAGAUGCAGGGGAUCGUGAGGGGGUUUCCGGUCGUGGUGGAGUAUGCGAGGAGGAUUCAUGAUAGGCUUUUUCCGGAGUAUGAGGUUUGGGGGGAUGCGUAGGGAGGACAUUGGAUAUGUGGUUGGUGAUGAUCUCCGGAUAAUGUCG
Messenger RNA from Aspergillus ibericus CBS 121593, 916 nucleotides. RefSeq names its product glutathione S-transferase family protein. The coding region runs from base 88 to 870 and encodes 260 amino acids. The transcript has 3 exons. NCBI's taxonomy places the organism in Eukaryota, Fungi, Ascomycota, Eurotiomycetes, Eurotiales, Aspergillaceae. The record is from RefSeq and is a predicted model, not a curated record.